CCGUACCUCCAGUUAUCUGCAAUGCAGGAGGGAGAUUACACAUUUCAGCUGACUGUCACAGACUCUGCCAGGCAGCGGUCCACAGCUGAGGUCACACUGAUUGUACAGCCUGAAAAUAACAGUCCUCCAGUAGCAGUGGCUGGCCCUGACAAGGAGUUGACCUUCCCAGUAGAAAGUACUACACUGGAUGGAAGCAAAAGUCAAGAUGACCAAGGCAUUGUCUUCUAUCAUUGGGAAAACAUCAGUGGACCGAGCUCUGUACAGAUGGAAAACGACAACAAAGCGAUAGCAACUGUGACUGGUCUUCAGGUCGGUACUUACCGCUUCAGGCUGACUGUGAAAGACCAGCAAGGCUUGAGCAGCGCGUCUGUGCUCUCUGUUACUGUGAAGGAAGAAAACAACAGUCCACCCCGGGCACAUGCUGGUGGGAAGCAUGUUCUAGUGCUUCCAAAUAACUCUGUUAACUUGGAUGGCUCAAGGUCUGCUGACGACCAGGGAAUUGUGUCGUAUUUGUGGAUUCGGGAUGGUCAAAGCCCAGCAGCUGGGGAUGUGAUCCAUGGCUCAGACCACGAGGCAGUGCUGCAGCUGACUAACCUGGUGGAAGGAACUUACACUUUUCACUUAAAAGUGACAGAUGCAAAAGGAGAUUCAGAUGUUGAUUCAGCAACUGUUGAAGUGCGGCCUGAUCCCAGAAGGAGCGGCCUGGUGGAGCUGAUUCUGCAAGUAGGAGUGGGACAGCUGAGUGAACAGCAGAAGGACACCUUGGUGAGACAGCUGGCUGUGUUGCUGAAUGUUUUGGAUUCAGAUAUCAAAGUGCAGAAGAUACAGGCCUACUCAGAUAUAAGCACUUCAGUUGUGUUCUACGUGCAGAACGGGCAUCCUUCCAAAGUCAUCAAGGCCUCGGAGGUCUCACGAGCUCUGCACGUGCAGCUUUUGAAAGAGAAGGCUGACUUCCUGCUUUUUAAAGUGCUGAGGGUUGACACGGCUGCCUGUCUUUUAAAAUGCUCUGGACAUGGACGCUGUGACCCCAUAACAAAGCGCUGCAUUUGCUAUCAGCUCUGGAUGGAAAACUUGAUCCAUCGUUAUCUAACUGAUGGAGAGAGUAAUUGUGAGUGGAGUAUACUCUAUGUGACUGUGUCUGUUUUUAUUUUGAUUGUGGUCAUGGUAGGGCUUGCCUGGUUCUGCAUCUGCUGCUGCAAAAGCAGAAAGAGGACAAAGAUAAGAAAGAAAACGAAAUACACCAUCCUAGAUAACAUAGAUGAGCAGGAGAGAAUGGAGCUGCGACCCAAAUAUGGUAUAAAACACAGAAGUACAGAACACAACUCCAGCCUGAUGGUCUCUGAGUCAGAAUUUGACAGUGAUCAGGACACUAUCUUCAGCAGAGAAAAGGUUGAAAGAGAGAAUCCUAAAAUCCUUGUGAAUGGAUCCAUCAGAAAUGGAGUUUCCUUCAACUACAGCUCCAAAGACAGAUAA
Molecule: messenger RNA, 1473 nt
Organism: Antrostomus carolinensis (chuck-will's-widow)
Lineage: Eukaryota; Metazoa; Chordata; Aves; Caprimulgiformes; Caprimulgidae
Product: dyslexia-associated protein KIAA0319
Exons: 11
Coding region: 22-1473 (483 amino acids)
Biological process (GO): neuron migration
Cellular component (GO): plasma membrane; cytoplasmic vesicle
Source: RefSeq, a predicted model, not a curated record